CUCCUCUCUCCUCUUUCCUCUCUUCUCUCACCCUCUCUCCUCUCUCCUCUCUCCUCUCUCCUCUUUCCUCUCUCCUCUCUCCUAUGUGGCAAAAACUACCCUAUAUUUGUAAUAACUUCUUCCAUUACAGUAAUUUAAGCAUAACUUUUUAAAAUUGCUGUACUAUUGAGAAAAGUCCCCCUCCUCUGAACCACCAGCUUCCACACCCAAAUCCUCAGCCAUGGCCUCUCACUUCAAACUCGCCUCAUUUCAUAGCCCAUCAACCUCAAUUCAAUGGAUCACACUCGUUUCAUCCUUGAUCAAACCCCUUCUCCCACUGAUUUCUCUUGGAACUCCUUGAUCAGGGCCUACACCCUCCACCCUCCACGACUCUCCACAAAAUUCUCUGUCUCUAAUGCUUCGGAACGGCGCUAAACCGAGUAAUUUUACAUACCCAUUUGUUCUAAAAUCUUGUUCAACCUUAGUUCGGUGUUUGAAGGUGAACACUUUCAUACUCAUGGUUUAAGAUUGGGUUUUGUAUCUGAUUAUUUGUGUGUAAUUCUUUAAUAGAGAUGUGUUGUAAGUAUUUUUGUCUUGAUUCCACUCGGAAUUUGUGGGUUGAUAUGGAAUUUAGAGAUGAGGUUUCUUGGAAUUCGAUCAGGGUAUGUGCACUGAGGUGAGGUUGAGAGGCACGGGAGUUGUUCGAAGAAAUGCCAACCAGAAGGAAUGUCGUUCGCCGGACUGCAAUGAUAAAUGUUUAUGGGAAAGAAGGGGAUUUUGUUGAGAUAUUGAGUUCUUUUUUUUUUUUUUUUUUUUUUCCGGAUGCUUGUUUCGGCUGAUGAGGUCCAACUCAAUGCAGCAACAAGAGUGUGUCUACUGUCUGCCUGUUCAACUAUCUGUAAUUAUGGAGUUGGAAGGUUCCUUUCGGUUUUUAUCGAUGUUUAAAAGAUCCCUUUGAAGGCAAUCGUGUUUACUGCUCUUGUAGACAUGUAUUCUAAGUGCGGGGAUGUGGAGAAAGCUUGGAGAAUCUUUGAUGGUGUUUCUUGUAAGAAGCUGCCUUCUUGGAAUGCCACCAUUUCUGAACAUGCGCAGUGUGGACUUCUUGAGGAAGCAAUUGAUUUAUACUGUCUCAUGAAAGCUCAGUCCUUGAAACCGAAUGAGAUCAUGCUGGUGAAUGUGUUGUCUGCUUGUGCUGGCUUAGGGGCACUGGAACUUGGGAGAGAAGUUCAUCUGUACCCUAAAUGGCUUAGAGCUAAAUGUGAUUCUUGCCACUGCUGUGGUUGAUAUGUAUGCAAAGUGUGGUAAAAUUGAUGAUGCUUGUUUGGUUUUUGUCAAGACAAGCGAGAAAGAUGUAGCUUUGUGGAAUGCCAUGAUACUGGGCCUGGCUUACCAUGGUGAUGGAAGUGAUUCUUUAGCGGUUUUUUCACAGAUGGAGAGGACUGGCGUGCAGCCCAAUGAUGUCACAUUCAUUGGAGUUUUAUCAGCUUGUAACCACUCAGGAUUGGUAGAAGAGGGAAGGGUUCAGUUUUCUAGUAUGGCUGAUAAACAUGGAUUGUCUCCCAAACUUGAGCAUUGUGCUUGUAUGUUAGAUCUCCUUGGCCGGGUUGGGCAUCUCAAAGAAGCAUAUGAAUUGGUCCAGAACAUGGAAGGUGGAAGGACGUUGCUAGAGUUAGGAGACAGGUAAAAGCGAAAAGGAUCGAAAAGCCUUCUGGUUGUAGUUAGGUUGCAGUUGAUGGUGCUCUUCAUAGAUUUGUAGUUGAAGAUACAACUCAUUUGAAAUCUCAGGAGAUCUACAGCACCUAUGAAAUUCUGAUUGAUCAUUUGAAGGCUGAAGGGUAUGUGUUAAAAGCUGGUUUCUCAUGGAGGGAUUGAUUGAAUUCUGCUGAUGGGAGAAGGCAUUAUGGGGGUUAGCAUAUGACUUAAUAUUUGGAACCAAACAUAACCUAAAAGAACUGUUUAAGUUUUAGCACACUGGUUUUUUGUUCGAGACCA
Messenger RNA from Vitis vinifera (wine grape), 1971 nucleotides. Its product is annotated as pentatricopeptide repeat-containing protein ELI1, chloroplastic-like. Gene Ontology annotation, biological process: RNA modification. The transcript is spliced from 2 exons. The record is from RefSeq and is a predicted model, not a curated record. Bases 1265 to 1663 code for a protein of 132 amino acids. NCBI's taxonomy places the organism in Eukaryota, Viridiplantae, Streptophyta, Magnoliopsida, Vitales, Vitaceae. Gene Ontology annotation, molecular function: protein binding; RNA binding.